GAUAAAGACGCAGUUUUUGAGGCGCGCGGGCCUGAUUCGUUUGUUCCACAGAAUAUUCAGCGUUUGCUAGGAUUACGAGUUUGUGGUUGUUUGGUUCGAUCGUCGCUUGUUGAGUUUUUAGUUUGAAGGAUUUCAUGUUGUGUACAGCAAGUGCAAUUCGUUUGAUGGAUAUUUCCAGGUGUUUGAAUGUGCUUCAAACGGAUAGUUUCUUAGCUAGUGAAUACAACCAUCACUGGAAAUAAGUGAACAGUGUCCUAAAUUUAGUGAAUUGCAAUCCCGAUCAAAGCGAGUUUUUCAGCUCAACCGCGAAGCAGAAGCGUUGCACGAUUUUCGUCCCGUUCCGCGGCCUCCAGUUGCAGUGUGUGCUCCUGCGGAUUCUAUCGUCGUGGUGCUGCUGAAAACUGGCGUUACAUCAACGACCGAGAUGCACGUUUCGGAUCAAUAACUAUUGCAGAACGAUAUAGCGUUGCAGUGUCAAAACGAGCAAAGUGAAACAGGAGCUUCAAAGGUGGUAGCCAGCGGAGGGCGCCCCACUCUACUGAUUGAGACUGAUUCGCAACGCAUCCUCACCGAUGCUGUAUAGUCGGUGAUCAAAAUGAAACACUUCUUGUACAUAAUACUGAUCUCGAUUCUACUCAGCAAACACUACGGUUUGACGCACGUCAUUCGGAAACGACAAUUGUUCAGAGAACAAGUACUGCCACAUGCCGGGGGGAAAAUACCGGAUUCCGCUUUUCACACCGACCGCUUGGCGCUAAAUCAGCUCCAGAAGGAGGGAAUCGCUGUCCCGGAUGGAGUCCUGUUGGAACAGAGACGCCAUCAGGUUUUCCCCCAUCCGUACCGUUCGGCACGGCCAACGUUUCUGGUGGCCCAAACCUCCGACGGACGAUACACUUCCUCCGAGGGACAUUUCGGACACAACGGAAUCGGUGCUGUGGACAGCACCUAUGCCAUUCCGAUGCCAUGGGAGAAAGAUCUGUAUCAGAUGCACACUGCCAAGUUUUACCACACGCUUCCGCUAGCAGUUCCAGUGUUCAAAGAACUUCGAAUACCGCAGCAUUCGGUGUUCAACUUCGACUAUAGUAAUCUUAAAAGUAAGUUGCAACCAGAGUUGGCGCAAAGGCCCGUUGCGGUUCAUUCGACUGCUCCCGUUGUGCCCUCCUACAACCCCACAGUGAGCCUGUUCCACAGUCACAGCUCGAAGCCAAGUUUGUCAUCGCCGCAAAAUUUUGUCAGCUACCACGCAGCUUUAGGUAACCUGUUGAAUUACCAACCAGCUUAUGCGUACGGUAACGCCUGGAGUCCGCUGGGUGUGUUUCAUCAGGAUCCCAACUUUCUAUCCCACCCACUUAGCAGUUUCGAGGACUUUUACGGCGAUCCUAGCGGCAAACAACGCUAUUACCGAAAUGUGAAUCAUCAGGAGAUGGUUGGCUCGCCGGGAGUGUCCGGGGGGCGAACGCGCCAGUCUCGGACCAGCACCAGUCGAAUCCAGCAGCAACGGCAGGCUCUCGUCAAAGGAGGAAAAACGCUGCCUUUGUUAACAACGGCAACAGGAGCCGGAGUAACAUCAUCUUUAGUGUCUUCCACGCGGACAUCCACUUACACUGAAACAAUGCUAAAGCUUGCGUUCGUCGCCGCUGCCGGGCUGCUGUGUGCGGUUCAGUGCAUCAAGGUCGAUUACUACGGUUCCCUGUACAAUCGGGAUGAGCUGCACGCACCGUACAAAAGUGAACAUGAAGAAAAGCAGGACUUCAACAAGAUACCCGGCGUCCCGGGAGUAGACUAUCCGGUUUAUCACGAGGUACCGCACACCAGCUUCAGCUGCGAUCACGUUCCGGCCGUUCCGGGAAUGUAUGCCAACGUAGAAACCGGCUGCCAGGCUUACCACACUUGCCACGAUGGCCGUGAGGGACCCCAAGGAGCGUCCUUCCUGUGCACCAAUGGAACCGUUUUCAACCAGAAGGAAUUCGCUUGCGACUGGUGGUAUAACGUCAAGUGUGAGGAAGCACCCAGCCUAUACCAUUUGAAUUCGGAUCCGGAGCACAAUCCUUUCGUGCCGAAAAAGAAACCGGAGGACGAGCUGUAUCACAAGAAGUUCCUGAUCAACGUUUAGAGGAUUGUCGGCUAAGUAGCUACAAUCUGAUUGUUUUGUUACUUGUUUAGAAAAGAAAGCUGAAAUGUGUCCAGAGAAACUUGUAAGAUGUGUAUAUAUUCUUUCUAGUAAAAAUUGGUAGGAAAA
Malaya genurostris is the source of this 2239-nucleotide messenger RNA. RefSeq lists its product as uncharacterized. The record is from RefSeq and is a predicted model, not a curated record. Gene Ontology annotation, cellular component: extracellular region. The coding region runs from base 596 to 2113 and encodes 505 amino acids. The transcript has 6 exons. Gene Ontology annotation, molecular function: chitin binding. Lineage: Eukaryota; Metazoa; Arthropoda; Insecta; Diptera; Culicidae.